AUGUAUAGGGCAGGUUCGCUCAGGGCAGUGGCAGAAGAAAUCUCAGAAUAUAAGAUAGGUUUAGCGGGAGUACAGGAGGUCAGAUGGGACAGAGGUGACACCAAACCAGCAGAGGCGGAGGAUAUCAUCACCUCUCCGCCUGAACGAGACCCCUACACCACUCUGAGGACCGAGCUUGUGAGGCGGCUAUCCCAGUCAACAGAGCAACGCAUCCGGCAGCUCCUCACGGUCGAGAAAAUUGGCGACCGUAAGCCGUUCCAGUUCCUGAGAUACUUCAAGGGUCUCGAACCAGACGUGUCUGAUAACGUCAUCCGAAGCGUCUGGGCCAGCCGGCUACCCCGCAACGUACAGAGCUUCCUCGCCGGCCAGAACGAGAGCAACUUGGAGGUCGCAGCCCUCUGUGCGGACCGCGUCUCCCAGGUCGAAAUCCAGCUGGCGCUCACUAGCGUUAGUCAACCUACGGACAAUACCGCACUUCGGCAGGAGGUCGCUGACCUCUCCCGCCAAGUGGCUGCACUUAGCGCCGGACAGGACCGCCUCCACGCCCGCUUCAAUGAGCUCGACCCCAACCGGAGAGACCGAUGUCCCAGUUCCAAGGAUUCCCGCCCCGCCUUCAACAGCCCCCAGCCGGGCAGCAGAUCCCCCUCCCGUGGCGACACCACAUCCUACCUGCUGGUACCAUCGCCGCUUCGGCGCUCGGGCGCAAAAUUGUACUUCGCCCUGCUCCUGCCGCCAGCAGGGAAACUGACGCAGCAGACAUCACCGGCGGCACAUGUCUGCGCUACGACAACAGGCCGCCUCUUCAUAACGAACAAAGUCAGUAAACGGCAGUUCCUGGUCGACACGGGUUCAGACCUCUGUGUAUACCCCCGCAGGCUCGUUCCUCGACGCAAGGAACGUACCAACUAUGACCUGUGUGCAGCUAAUGGCACUACCAUCCACACAUACGGAUGGCUACCUCUCAGCCUCAACUUGGGCCUAUGCCGAGACUUCACGUGGCCGUUCGUGGUGGCCUACGUCACGCAUCCUAUAAUCGGCGUGGACUUCCUAUCGCAUUUCGGUCUCCUGUGGACUGUCUGA
This is a messenger RNA of Cryptotermes secundus, 1080 nucleotides long. RefSeq lists its product as uncharacterized. The record is from RefSeq and is a predicted model, not a curated record. NCBI's taxonomy places the organism in Eukaryota, Metazoa, Arthropoda, Insecta, Blattodea, Kalotermitidae. The transcript is spliced from 2 exons. The coding region runs from base 1 to 1080 and encodes 359 amino acids.